Stomoxys calcitrans (stable fly) is the source of this 9690-nucleotide messenger RNA. RefSeq names its product ankyrin repeat and KH domain-containing protein mask (gene mask). Gene Ontology annotation, cellular component: cytoplasm. Gene Ontology annotation, biological process: innate immune response. Lineage: Eukaryota; Metazoa; Arthropoda; Insecta; Diptera; Muscidae. The record is from RefSeq and is a predicted model, not a curated record. The transcript is spliced from 8 exons. Gene Ontology annotation, molecular function: protein binding; RNA binding. The coding region runs from base 57 to 9287 and encodes 3076 amino acids.
GCACAGCUAUUAGCGAUAGGCCUAAGGCAAAGCCAGUGUCUAAGAAGGAUGGCAAGAUGUUGCGUAAAACGUGCACCCAGUCCACAGUUACAUCCGCUGCGUCGAGUGUAAAUAGCUCAGCGGCAGCCUUACACCAGUCACAGCAGCCAAUAUUUAGGCAAAAUCAAAUGGUAUCCAUCUACAACAACUUGCCCUUUGUAAAGAACGAAACGACUCCCAGCAUACAAACUCAGCAUGCUAUCAUGAAUCAUAUGGUAUUUGCGGCCCAACAACAUCAACAGCAACAACAGCAGCAGCAGCAACAGCAACAGCCUCAAAUUGCUUUGGACAUUUCGCAGCAAGGUGUUAUUGCUCUAAGCAACUCACCAGCAUCGCCUUUAGCUUCUCCUUCCUCUGGCACGGUGGCAUUAUACAAUCCCCAGCAACAGCAACAACAGCAGUUGCAACAGCUUAUGGAACUUCAGUCUGCCGAACAACAACAACAGCACCAAUUGCAACAGGAGCUGCAACAUCAACAGCCGGAAAGUGAGCAAACUGCACAAGAGAUUCAAGAUGCACUCGAUGCUGCCUUGUCUGACUCGAAGAUGGCCGUUACCGAAUCUCUGAAUGCUUUAAGCAAAGCCAAUGCUGCCGCAGCAGCUGCUGCUGUUGCCAAAGCUUGUGGAUUGAAUCCUGCUGAACAACAGGAAUGUUUGAAGAAGCUUCAAGAGGGUUGGCAAAUAGUUGAUCUGCGUCAACGUAUAUUCCACAAACAACCAAAGUCACCUACGGAAACACCACCCGAUAAACAAUUAAUGGAUGGCGGGCAGAUAGAUAGCGGUGCCAGCGUCGGCAUUGAGGAUUCACCAGAAAUGAUGGGCGAUGCCAAUAAUGAAAUGAAAAACUUGGCAACACUUUGUACAGCGGCUGCCCAAGCAGCUGCGGUUAAUGUUGCCCCCGACACCGAAGGAAGAGUCGGAGGAGGAGGUGGCGAUGAAGUAGCAACCAAAAAAGAAUUGGAUGGCUUUUUAUUAAACAAUGUUGUCAACACUAGUGGUGCUGGUGGUGGCGGCGGCCAAACGCAAACUAAGAAACAACGUAAAUUGUCGAAGAAAGAAAAAUUGGCCCAACAAUUGUCUGCUGCUGCUGCUGCCGCGGCAGCUGCGGCUAAAGCGGCCUCCGAACAACAGCAGCGCCAGUUGGAUGCCGAGCGCCGAAAUUCUUACGAUGACCAUUCCUUAGCCUCGGAAGAGUGUUUGCCCGAAGAUGAAACCAAUUCGGAUGUUGAGCAACAACAGCACCUGGACGAAGAUAUGAAGGCCAUGCAAGAAUACACUGAUGUUGAUGAAAAUCAAUUGAAAUCCCCCUCAAAAGGUAUUAAGCCAAUUUCCCAACGUUUGGAGAAUCUCAUACUAUCAAAUGCCACCCUAAAACCCGGUGACUUAUCACAAGCCUUUACCGACUUGCGUCAAGAGAUUGGUGCGGGUGCGAGUAGUGAUAUCCUCACUGUAUUCCCACAAAAUAUGAAUUUGAAAUUUAGCGGCAACACUGCUCUGAGUAAUGUCUUACAACAGCACUUAGCAGCCGUUAAGCAAAUAGGCAGCGAUACUCAAGAUUCCUGUGGAAAUGAUGGCGAUAUAUUAAAAGUUGGCGGAGCGAGUGCUAACGAAGGAGAUUUGGACACAAACUCUGUUCAUGGUACCGGCAAUGGCAAUGAAUUAAUGUAUCCCGCAACCAUGGACGCUGACACCUUGGAACAAUUCGCUAAUUCCGCUGCCGGUUUAGAUGCGUCUGCUGAUGGUCAGGAUCAUCAGCAGCAUAAUGUGGCUGCCGGUGACGAUCAGCAAGUUGAAGAGGGUAUGCGCGAAGAAAUGUAUGACAUUGAAGUGGAAAUGGAUGAGUUCUUUCAUGUCAUACAAAACGUACAGGACCCCGCAUUGCAAGAAUUUGCCAGCAAUCUUAGCUGCAGUGAAUUGAAUCAAAUUGGUAGUUACAGUUCCAUGAUCAAGGAUCGCUGGAAUGGUAAUGGCAGCGGAAAUUGGGCCUUGACACCCAAGUGGACUAGUCAAGAUCAUUUAAUGAGUGCUGCAGCUGCCGCCCAACAUCAACAGCAACAGCAACAACAGGGCGUCCUGACUGCCAGUGAGGAAGAAGAACAACUUCAGCAACAAGAACAACAGCGACAAGCCAAUCAACUGCUUUUAGAUUAUCAGCUUCAACAACAAUUGCAUCAACGAUUUGCCGAUGCCGAUGAAAUGCAAAUGCAGCAUCAACAUCAGCCCACAACAUUGUCAUUGAUACCUUUCUGCUCGGAGGAUGUUGCAGCGGCUGCCGCUCAACAGCAACAACUGCAACCAACACUGCCUACUACAACACAAGAUACCGUCACUGAAUAUCAAUUGCAGCAACAGCACCAACAUUUGGGUUUGGACCAUGAAUUGAAGCAGCACAUACAACAACUGCAACAACAACAGCAAACAAAUGUUCGCCUCCUGAAUGCUGUAGCCGCCGCGGCUGCUAAUCAGCGCCAACAGCAAAGCAUUAACGGCCAGCAGCAGCCACAAAACUUGGGAAAUGCCAAUACAAAUUUCGUAUUCAACGUUGACGGUAGUGGUGGUGUGACAGACAAAUCGUCGCAGUCUCUGCAACUGCUAUUUCAACUACCUCCAGCCGUACAUCAGCAACAGUUACAACAGCAACCAGAUCAAGAUCAGCUUGAAGAUGAAGUGGCUACGACAGCGCAACAACUGCAGCAUCUAAAAAUGCACCAUCAGGAGUUGCAGGAUCAAAAGAAACAACAGCAAGAGCAGCUGAAGCUAUUGCAACAGGAGCAACAAAUGUUGCAGGAUCUGUCGCAAGCUGAAAGCCUUAUGCAACAGCAGCAGCAACAACAAGAGCAACACAUACAGCAACAACAACAUCAGCAACAAAACACUCUGGAACAGGUGGCUCAAAACAAUUUGUUGUUACAACAGCAGGCAGCUCUGGCACAGCAAGUACUCAGCCAGCAGGUCUUGAAACAGAAACAACAACAGUUGUUGCUGCAACAACAACAACAGCAAUCAACACAGGUUCAAGUUGCUACACAAACUCAGCCCUCGGUUGUUGUACCUCAUCCAAAUGCUGUUCAAACUGCCCGUGGAGUAAACCAAUUUUGUCCCACCCUCUCCAACAUGGCGGCAGCGGUUGACGUCGGUUUGGGUAGCGUCUGUGCGUUAACAGCCCAGCAACAACAACAACAACAGCAGCAGCAACACCAAUCCCAACAGCAAAUGGCGGUAGCAGCCGCAGCUGCGGCCGCGGCUGCUGUCCAACAGCAACAACAACAGCCUCAACUUCCAACAACCGCUCCACUGAGUUCAGCUUUGACACAGGUCGCUGCAAAUGGAUCUGUUCCAGCAGCUCCGCAAGCAUCCACCAGUUCAAGUGGCAGUAGCAAAAUGCCCGGCGGUAUUGCUAAAAAGGUUAUCGAUAAGCAGUCGCGUAAAGAGCGCAAUCGAUAUUCCCUGCUACGUACAGCUGCCGGCAGUCAAGCCAAUGCUGUUGCCCAACAACAAUACCAGCAAACUGUGGCCGCCACAACUACUUUGGAUAAAACCAUCGAUGUGGACUCUGAAACCGACUCCAAUCAUGAUACCGCUCUCACUUUGGCCUGUGCAGGUGGCCAUGAAGAAUUAGUAGAGUUGCUAAUAAAUCGUGGAGCCAACAUUGAACAUCGCGAUAAAAAGGGCUUUACGCCACUGAUAUUGGCCGCCACAGCCGGCCACGAAAAGGUCGUGGAUAUUUUACUGAAACAUGGGGCCGACUUGGAAGCUCAAUCAGAACGUACCAAGGAUACACCUCUGUCCUUGGCCUGUUCUGGAGGACGCUACGAAGUAGUGGAACUUUUACUCAGUGUAGGUGCCAAUAAGGAGCAUCGCAAUGUUUCGGACUACACACCACUCAGUUUGGCUGCCAGUGGAGGUUAUGUGAACAUCAUUAAAUUGUUGUUGAGCAAUGGAGCCGAAAUCAAUUCUCGAACCGGCAGUAAACUGGGAAUAUCACCUUUAAUGCUAGCUGCCAUGAAUGGACAUACAGCAGCCGUGAAAUUGUUGCUCGAUCAAGGCUCUGACAUUAAUGCUCAGAUAGAGACAAAUCGUAAUACCGCCUUGACACUGGCUUGCUUCCAAGGAAGACAUGAAGUUGUAAGUUUGCUUUUAGAUCGAAAAGCCAACGUGGAGCAUAGAGCCAAGACCGGCUUAACGCCCUUAAUGGAGGCAGCUUCCGGUGGCUAUAUAGAGGUGGGUAGGGUUUUGCUUGAUAAGGGGGCCGAUGUUAAUGCGGCGCCAGUGCCCACGUCCAGAGACACAGCAUUAACCAUAGCCGCCGACAAGGGUCAUUUGAAAUUUGUUGAGCUUUUGCUUUCGCGUGGAGCAGCUGUCGAGGUAAAGAACAAGAAAGGCAACUCUCCCCUGUGGUUGGCCGCACACGGCGGCCAUUUGAGCGUUGUGGAAAUAUUGUAUGCUCACAGCGCCGACAUUGAUUCGCAAGAUAACCGCCGAGUUUCCUGUCUAAUGGCCGCAUUUCGUAAGGGCCACACCAAAGUUGUCAAAUGGAUGGUGCAGUAUGUUACCCAAUUCCCAUCGGAUCAAGAGAUGAAUCGCUUCAUCUCGACCAUCAGCGAUAAGGAGUUGUCGGAGAAAUGCUACGACUGUAUGAAGAUUAUACGAGCGGCCAAAGAAGCACAAGCUGUCAAGGCCAACAAAAAUGCCUCCAUUUUGCUUGAGGAGUUAGACAUGGAGCGCACCAGGGAGGAGAGCAAACGGGCAGCAGCCGCGAGAAGACGCGAACGUAAAAAGAAGAAGAAGAUGGAAAAGAAGGAGGAAAAACGUCGACAAAUGGAGGAGGCCACCGGCAGUGGCGGUGGAGCUCAGCGCAAACGCCAGCAAAGCCAAGAUGAUGAUGAUGACAAAGAUUCCGACAAAGAAGAUGACUCUGAAAACGAAGAUAAUAAUGUGGCCGAUGACGAUGAUGAGCAGCAGAAUCCCCAAAAUUAUCGCGAAGAAGGUGACUCUGGCAUCGACCAGGGGUCCUGCUCGAGCACAGACAUUAAAGGCGGCGGGCCCGGUGGAAAUAACCAAAGUACUGAAAAAUCAGCCGCUGGUGGCAAAAAUAAGAAUAAGAAGAAAAAUAAACAGCAGCAGGCAGCACAACAAAAUACCCGUAAUAGUAGUCCGGUCAUUGAAGAACCGCAUAUACCACAAGCAUCGGUAGCAGCUUCGACGACCACUAAACAGCAGCAACAGCAACAGAAAAAGAAAGACGAGAGCAAGGUCUCAGCGAGCAACAAGAAAUCCCAGGACUCAAAUACCACUCUCACUGCAAAGCCACAAGUCGCGAGCAACAAUUCUUCGAACAAGAAAGUCGAAAGCCAACAGCCGAAGAAAGAAGAGGCUGUCAUUAGUAGUGGCAAUACUGUGUCGUCCAGCCAAGCGAAAAAUAAAAAGGAUUCAAACAAGCAGAAAGAAAAGGAAAAUUUAGCACCCAAAGAACUAGCGGCCGCAGGAACGGCUUUGCUACAGCAACAACAACAAACCAGCACUACAAAACUGCAACAGCAAAGCACUGCAUCAUCUCAUGCGCAACACAUCCAACAGCAGCAGCAGCCGCCCAAAACGACUGAAACCGCCACAAAUCGCAAGACCCUGAUUUACUCUGCUGGUAGUAAAGUAGCCGAUGAACGCAAAGAUACCGACAUCGUUACAAGUGGAACAGCAACGACUGCUACCACCAAACCCCAUUCGGCCACCAUUCCAGCACCUAAAAGAGGCGAAGAUGGUUGGAAGGAAGUCGUAAGGAAAAGCUCAACCCAACAGGCUUCAAGUGCUGCUGUAGUGACCUCUUCCGUUACCACCUCUACGGUUAGUACAACUGGCAGCAGUAACAGCAGCAGCAAUUGCUCUACCACAACAUCAGCCACAUCCUCAUCAUCAUCCUCCUCGUCGUCGUCAACGUGCAUCACUGUGCCGGGCGUGUCUACCACUACCACAGUAACUUCCACUAUGCCCGAAACGAUCUGCAAGAAAGUUCAAGUUCCUGUCAAUGCGAUAUCUCGUGUUAUUGGCCGUGCCGGCAGCAAUAUCAAUGCCAUACGUGCCACAACGGGAGCGCACAUUGAGGUCGAGAAGCAGGGUAAAAAUCAAUUGGAACGUAGCAUAACCAUUAAGGGCCUUACAGAAGCCACUAAACAAGCUCACAUGCUAAUAUUAGCCCUUAUAAAGGAUCCGGAUGUGGACAUUUUCCAAAUGCUUCCUCGCCUUAAUAAUAAUAAUAAUAAAGCGAAUGUUGUACCACCAGCCGCAACAACUUCCCCCGCAUCGGUUAUGUCUUCGAUUGCCACAAUGCAGGUGGGAACGUGGGAUAAUAAAACGGCUUUGCAAGCCUCAGCUUCCAGCAGUAUUGGUCAACAACAUAGUAUGUCCUCGGGCUCAUCUACAUCAUCCUCGGUUUCCUCAAUACCUGGCGGAAAUAACGUACAGCCCGCCAAGACUGUAGGCAGCAAUGCAAAUACCAAGGCCAAUAACAACAAAAUCGCGGGUGUUGCCACUAAUGCACCCAAAGUUGCAGCGAGUCGUACGCAACCUUCAAAACCCUUUUAUUCCCAACAAACAACAGUCACUCGUGGUAGUGGGCCAGGCGGUGUGGGGGCCUCUGGUGGGAAUUUGUCAAAUCAAGGCAAGCAUAAAGAUGUCAUUGCUAAGAUAUUAACAUCUACUACCUACAAUAGCACACAAAAAUCGGCAUCUUCGCUGACGGGCAAAGCGUCGGUCAUAAAUAGCCAAACGUUUGCAGCAAAAUUGCUUACGGGAGCUUCGGCUCAGUCAGCAUUGGCGGGCGGAAAUAAUUUAUCUCCAACCAAGAAAACGGAACUCGGAGGUCUUCAGCGUCCUGGCAUCACGGCACCAUAUGGUAGAGGCAAACCCGUGCCAAGUUCCACCAUACCGUCCUUAGGAGGAAGCGGACAUUCAAACAACACCAACAAUACCUUAGCUGGGCCCAUUGGUACAUUCAACGUAGCCGAAGCAGCAGCAGCAGUUGCCGCAGCAAAUGCCGCAGCCGCUGCAGCCAACAACAACAACGCCGCAGUUGGCAGUGUUCCUCGUUCCGUGACACCCAUAGGACCGCCGAAUAAACAAAGAGCUUCAACACCUACAUCGCAAUUGGGUCAACAGGCCCAACAUCAUGUUGCUAUGAGUGCCAGUGGCGUCCCUUCAACAUCGCAAAGUUUACACAUUAACACUGGCACAAUGGGUGAUGGCAGUGUGCCCACAUCCGUUUCUGCUGCAAUGGCCACUUCGGGUGCUACUUUCGGUACACAGCUGGCAUCAAAAAUAAGCAGCGAAUAUUCUUUGUUCAACGACUACCAUCAGACGCAAUGGGGCACUGCAGACACAUCGCAAGUUUACACCAAUCCCAACCCCUUGGUCAAUGAUAGUUUGCCUCAAGCCGAUGCUUCUAAGGCACCAGGCUACAAUCGCAACAUACUAAGUUCGCCGGUGGGAAGCUCAAAGGCAUCAUCAAGUCAUUCGACGACUCCACCUGGCACUAGCAAUUUGAAUAUGUCAACUCAGCAAACAUUAACCAUAUUAUCGGAAACGGGUGUAGCGCCUAUUGGAUCCGGUGUACAAACUGCACGUAGUCCCGGAGCUAUAUCAAAUAUGAGUGCUGGUGGUGGUGGAAGUGUUGGUCAAGCAGGAAACGAUAUUUCGGCAUCCACAGCCAACACUGCCGGCCAACAACAGCCAAAACAACAAGAUCCUAGUGCUAUUUCGCCUGGAGUGAUAAAGCCUCCCACAUCCGCAGCCAACCAGCAACAGCAAACUACCCAAAAUGCAGCGAACGCCCAAGCAACUGGACCUCCACCAAGCGGCUUGGCCAUACAAAGACCCAAUACAAGUGGCCAACAUCGUUCAAAUGUGCCCAAUAGCAAUUCUCAGCAAUCCCCACCUUCAAAUAACGCAAAUGUUGGCGCUGAUAAUGCUGCUGGCGGCACUGCCCAUAACUUUGGACCCAUAGGCUCAAACACAUCCAAUCGCCAAAAUGCUCCCGGAGCUAUUGGCGAACAACCUCGAUUCUAUGAUCCAACGGCACAACUCAAUGCAGCUGCUCAAAUGGGUUACCCCAUGGAUCCCUCAUUGCUGCAACAGCAGGCAUUUAAUGCCAACAAUGCAAGAAUGAAUGCUCGCGGAACGGUAUUUGGUGGUCAGCAACAAGCUGGAAAUAAACCCCAACCACCCUCGUCGAGCCAACCCAUUGGUGCCGCAGGCAUGUACCAUCAGUCUCAGCCGCAGAAUCAAUCACAACAAGCAGCGGGAGCUCAACAACAACAAGCACCCAGUGGCAAUGCUUUCAAUGCAGCUCCUGGAAAACCACCCCAUAAUCACAACCAAAAUCUGGCUCCGCAAAGGCCACAAUCUCAGCCGCAGGCAGGACAAUCUCAAAAUCAACGUUGGUAUACGGAAUAUGCAGCUACAGGUGGUUAUGUACCACCUUCCACCAGAGAUAUAUUGAAUUUAGAGAAUGGUUCUGUGGGACCCGGUGGCUCGAAUUCGCCUGCCGCAAUGUCACCCAACCAGAGUGGAGCUGCCGGAAAUGUUAAUAAUGCAUCGAUGCUAUUGCAAACACCACAACAGUUGCAAGCCCAACAGCAAUCAGCGGACGAUAUGCGCAAAAUGCCCAGGCCUAUAGGUACUGAAAGGGCCUCUUGGAAAUACAACAACUAUCCCAAUAUGGCAAACAUGAGCAUGGGUAUUGGAGGAUUGGCUGGAGCCGUCGGCCUCAGCGUCGAUGAUACAUUGGCUGCCAUGGCGGCAGCUGCCAGCGGAAUGCCGACAGGCCCAGCCGCUGGAAUGGCUCCGGGUCCACUGCCCCCAUGGCUGCUUGGUGCUGCUGCAGCCGAAAAACAAGCCGCCGCAGCAGCCGUUCAACAGCAACAACAGCAAGCCAAUUGGAUGAAACAACAGUAUCGCUAUUAUGGUGGCGCUGGUGCUGGCGGAGCUGGAACUGCUUCAAUGGCUGGUUUGGCCGGAAUUGGUGGUCCUGGAGAUUACCAUCAUCAACAAGAUCCAUAUCAUUUGGCUUUGGAUUAUCAUAAUACUAUGCCUCCACCAAAUCUAAAUCAAAAUCAACCCAUGAAUUUAAUACCGACAUACACGUAUCCACAUUUUCUGGGUCAUGUUGGUGGCAAUGAUAUGUCUCAUAUGCCAGAUAAGAUUGAAUUGUGGGAUCAUCACGAUAAACAUACCUGGGCCAGCAAUUGGACCAAUUGAUGAUGCAAACGUAAGACAAGCCAGUGAAUGGAGAACAGCAACAGCAAAACACCAACACCAUUAUAUUACUUACAACAUUAAAUAGAAAAGCAAAAACGCAUCAACAACAAAACAAAUCGAAAAACACCAGAAAUCCAGUUACGAGAAAGCUAAGCAAGCAUGUGGCAGCGCUAAAGGAAGAAAAAAAAACAAACACCAACCGUAUAACGCUGUUUACGCUAUUUACCCCUGCUCUUCAACGUUCAACAAUCAAUCACCCCCUCCCUGGAGAUGAGAAUGAGUAAUAAUAUUAUAUAAUAUUAUGGCAAACUUUCCUCUACAAGAAAAGAUAAGAAAAGAAAAACAGCAGCAACAAGAAUAAGAAGCAAACAAAACAAUCAUUACUUCGUUUAUUUAUAGUUAU